CAUCACUCUCUUCUUGUCUGAUACUUCCCAUAAACGCCAAACAAAACCCUAGAUAUCUCCUUCAUUUCUCAAACCAACUAUCAUUGAUUUUCAAUUCAAUCAAACCGUAGCCUUUCCAAUGGCUUCUGUCACUGCCACGUGCUCCCCCAGCUCUCUCCAGCUCCGACUGGCUCUCAAUUGCAGGAAUUGCGGGAAUUCGCCCGCAAUGCUCAUUCGCUCUCGUUUCAAGAAGCUCAAUCAUCCAGUUCGCCUUUUCUGCUAUAUACCAACCGGGGGACAGCGUCGUGAUGGAAAUUCAUGGAUCAGGUCGAACUCCACGGGUGAUACCUUUUCCGGGUGGUCCAGUUCGGAUAAUGAUGGUGAAAAGUCGCUUGAAUCGCAGAGAAAGAAGUGGUUUGGAGGGAUUGUGGGUGCCGGAGUGGCUGGAGUGGUUCUGCUUGCGGGGCUUUUCUUUGCUGCAUUGUCUCUGAGCAAGCGGAGCACUUCCAGAGUAAAACCGGAAAUGGAACUGUUGACAGCUCAGCAGGAAGUUUCAUUGGCCUCUAAUAAUGAGAAAGUUAAAGUUGACGAGGAUGGAGAUGGAGAUGGGGAGCGUGAUGUGAAGCUAGAUGAUAACAGUGUGGAAAGCAAGACAGGUACAGAUAAUGUUCCUUCUUCUUCUGAAUAUAAUGAAGUUCCCAGUGAAAAUAAAAUUGCCAGCAAUACUGAAAAACUGUCAGUAGAUGAUGUCAAUUAUGCAUCUAGUGGCAUUAAUGUCAUUGAUAAUGCUUCCAUUCAAGAAGAUUUGCAACAUGAAUCAGCUUUCCAUGACAUCUCAGUUGCUCCUGAUGAAACAAAAUUGCUUGAACCUGAUGCCGUUGGUGGUUCCUUUAUUGCCCCUAGCCUUAAAGAUUCAGAUGACAGCAUAGAUGCAUGUUUACCUGAAUCUACUUCUGAAGUCAGUAAAGACAACCUUGUAAAUGUUGAACCAACCAACUUGUCUAAUCCAACCGACCUUAGCAGUGAUCAUCAGGAGGGUUUGCCCGGAUCAAAUGUUUCCAAUGUUUCAUUGGAUUCCACUUCUGCUUCCAGUGCUCAUACACCCACUGAGCCUGUGGCUGUGAUUGUAUCAGUCAGUUCAGACACAAUUUUAGAACCUGAGAUAGUGCCCAAAGAUCUCAUGGAGGCUGUAUCCUCACCUUCAUCCAUAGAAAAUCUUGAACUUGGUGAAAAGGUACAAGCCUCGGGUGAAAGAAAUAAUUCUUCCCUGGAAGUUCAUAACUUCAGUGAGAGUGGGUUUUCUGGAACAGCAUCUGUGUCAGAAUCAUCCAAUCCAUUUUCAAAUGAAAAGGAGACAUAUCAUCAAAAUGAGAUUUAUGAAAGCAGCUCAUAUUCUGUACCACCUACUAGGAGUUCAUUCUCCCCUGCUGGUAUACCUGCUCCAUCUGUAGUUUCUGCAGCUCUACAGGUGCUUCCUGGGAAGGUUCUGGUUCCUGCAGUUGUUGAUCAGGUUCAGGGGCAGGCACUAGCAGCACUGCAAGUGUUGAAGGUUAUCGAGGCUGAUGCUCAACCUACUGAUCUUUGCACUCGUCGUGAGUAUGCUCGUUGGUUGGUGUCUGCAAGUAGCGUUCUUUCUAGGAAUACAGUUUCAAAAGUGUAUCCCGCAAUGUAUAUCGACAAUGUUUCAGAACUUGCAUUUGAUGACAUUACCCCCAAAGACCCUGAUUUUUCAUCCAUUCAAGGCUUGGCAGAAGCAGGGCUUAUCUCAAGCAAGCUUUCUCAACGUGAUUUGUUUAAUGAAGAUCCAGGCCCACUCUGCUUCUCUCCUGAAAGCGCAUUAUCACGUCAGGAUCUUGUAAGUUGGAAGAUGGCCCUUGAGAAAAGACAACUCCCAGAAGCUGACAGAAAGAUCCUACACCAACUUUCUGGUUUCAUUGACAUUGAUAAAAUAAACCCAGAUGCUUGGCCUGCACUUAUAGCUGAUUUGUCUGCGGGAGAACAGGGAAUAAUGGCUCUUGCUUUUGGUUGCACAAGACUCUUCCAGCCAAAUAAACCUGUCACAAAAGCCCAAGCUGCUGUUGCAAUUGCAACUGGGGAGGCUUCUGACAUAGUUAGUGAUGAGCUUGCACGAAUUGAAGCAGAAUCUGCAGCAGAGAAUGCAGUUUCUGCCCAUAAUGCUUUGAUAGCUGAAGUUGAGAAGGAUAUCAAUGCAAGUUUUGAGAAAGAGCUUUCCAUGGAAAGGGACAAGAUUGAUGCUGUGGAGAAAAUGGCUGAAGAGGCAAGACAGGAAUUGGAAAGGUUGAAAGCAGAGAGAGAGGGGAACAGAAUUGCCUUGAUGAAGGAGCAUGCUGCUAUUGAAUCAGAAAUGGAAAUUCUGUCAAAGUUACGGCGUGAAGUGGAGGAGCAGUUGGAGAGCCUUAUGAGUAACAAGGUAGAGAUAUCAUAUGAAAAGGAAAGAAUUAGCAAACUUAGAAUAGAAGCAGAGAAUGAAAACCAGGAGAUUGCGAGGUUACAAUAUGAGCUGGAGGUUGAGCGGAAAGCCUUGUCUAUGGCUAGAUCUUGGGCCGAGGAUGAGGCUAAAAGAGCAAGGGAGCAAGCAAAAGCCCUGGAGGAAGCAAGAGACCGGUGGGAGAAACAUGGCAUUAAAGUAGUAGUUGACAAUGACCUCCGUGAAGAGAGUGUUGGUGGAGUUACGUGGCUUAAUGCUGGCGAGCAAUUCUCAGUGGAAGGAAGUGUCAACAGGGCUCAGAGCCUGGUGGACAAGCUUAAGGGAAUGGCUGAUGAGGUUAGAGGGAAAUCUAAAGAAAUAAUUGAUAAGAUCAUUCAGAAGAUACUUCUCUUCAUUUCAGUUGUUAAGGAGUGGGCGUCAAAAGCCGGUACAAGAGCUGAAGAAUUAAAAGAUGCAGCGAUCUUGAAAGCUAAGGGAUCAGUACAUGAGUUGCAGCAAAGCACUGUAGAAUUUAAAUUAGCCGUCACUGAAGGUGCAAAGCGGGUAGCCGGAGACUGUAGAGGUGGUGUCGAGAAACUCACUCAGAGGUUCAAAACAUAACUCAUCCUCUUUGUUUUCUUUUUCUAGAGCUCCAAUAAUUAUUCUCGCCGGCAAUUGCAGCAAAGAAGCCGGCGAUGUAAUAUCUAAUCAUAAAUCUAGCCCAAUUUUUGCUCACUGUUGUAGUUGUAGUUGAUGAGCAGGGGCCGUUAAAUAAACUCUCAAGGCAAAGAGAAAAUUUUUGUUCUAAAUUCUAAGGAAUCACUUUUGC
Molecule: messenger RNA, 3236 nt
Organism: Pistacia vera
Lineage: Eukaryota; Viridiplantae; Streptophyta; Magnoliopsida; Sapindales; Anacardiaceae
Exons: 10
Coding region: 119-3028 (969 amino acids)
Source: RefSeq, a predicted model, not a curated record